UUAAUUGAUCCAAUUCGUACGCCUUGGCUUCUCGACGCCGAUGACUGGCAAGAUCAAGGCAUUACGUACAUUUUGUGAGCAAUGCGCCGAUCUCCAUCCGCGCGUCCCUGGGGCUACGUUCAGAGUAUGAUACCAAGCCCGAAAAAAACACUGCCACUCAAUCUUCUAAGCUUCACCUUUGUCCUACAGUCACUGUCCCGUGAGCAUGAACACGGGAGCUUCUCGGAUAGAUUGGAAUUCUCACAAUGAUUUCUUCAAAUUCACUCGUGGCCGCUUCAUUGUUGAUGAGGCAGAGAAUGCUCGAAAGCGAGAGAUCAGAUUCGACAUGAAUAGCCUCGCAAGAGUCGCAGCACAGUCGGUUGGAGCCGCGCGAUGCAUUGCCAUCGAAAAGUACCCUGACGGCAUGUUCAACAAAGCCUUCCUCAUGACUAUGGACAAUGGUCAAGAAGUUAUAGCCAAGAUUCCCAACCCGAAUGCUGGCAUUCCACACUCCACUACUGCUAGUGAAGUCGCCACGAUGGACUUUGCUAGAAUAUUUCUUGAGACCCCAGCGCCUCGUGUCUACGCACGGAACUCGCAAGCCAAAUCGCACCCCGUGGGCGCUGAGUUUAUCAUUAUGGAAAAAAUAGAAGGUGUUCCGCUCUCCCAAGUCUGGAGCACUAUGAAAUUACCACAGAAGCUUCAAGUGCUUCUUGCCAUGACACGUAUCCAGAAGCAAUGGCUGAACGUCUCAUUCUCGCAUUACGGCAGCUUGUAUUACACGGAAGACUUGCAGCCACCAGCAGGCAACCACUUCGUCAAGGAUGGCAAGGCUGUGAGAAAUUCGGGCUUUGCCAUUGGUCCGGCUACAGGCCGGGACUGGUGUGACGCAGGCCGCUCAGAUCUACUCCGGUUGACCCUGGUGGUUUUGUUAGUACGGUAA
Aspergillus fijiensis CBS 313.89 is the source of this 922-nucleotide messenger RNA. RefSeq lists its product as uncharacterized. The record is from RefSeq and is a predicted model, not a curated record. Gene Ontology annotation, cellular component: mitochondrion. Bases 206 to 922 code for a protein of 238 amino acids. NCBI's taxonomy places the organism in Eukaryota, Fungi, Ascomycota, Eurotiomycetes, Eurotiales, Aspergillaceae. The transcript is spliced from 3 exons.